CACACACACAUAUCAGUGGAAACCGCCCGGUCAGGAGCAUUUUUUAAUCCAGUGUUAUUUCUGCAUGUAGUGAAUUGUUCUGUUUUUCUGCCAUGAUGGAUGAAAUGAUUUCGCGCGGGCUUUUAUGUAUAUUGGUGUGUUCGUUGAGCUCGUCGGCGCGUGAACACAGUGAUGUGCUCAAGCUGACAGACGCGGACUUCGACUACCUCGCGCCCGAGCACGAGACCCUGCUGGUGAAGUUUUAUGCUCCAUGGUGUGGUCACUGUAAGAAACUUGCCCCAGAGUUUGAAAGUGCAGCUUCUCGACUGAAGGGAACAGUUACUUUAGCCAAGGUGGACUGUACCGCUAACACAGAGAUCUGCAAGCACUACGGUGUAAAUGGAUACCCCACACUCAAAAUAUUUCGUAAUGGGCAUGAAUCAUCUUCGUAUGAUGGGCCGCGCUCCGCUGAUGGAAUCGUGGACUAUAUGAAGAAACAGGCCGGUCCUGAUUCUGUGCUUCUGCAUAGUGAGCUUGAUCUGGAGAAAUUCAUCAAUCAUUUUGAUGCCAGUGUAGUUGGGUUGUUCUCAGGGACUGACAGCUCUCAGCUUGCUGAGUUUCUUAAAGGAGCCAGUUUAAUGAGGGAAAGUUUCCGCUUUGCCCACACCACAGACCUCCAGCUUGGACAGAAAUAUGGUGUCACACAUGAAUCCAUUCUUCUGUUCCGUGCGCCCAGACUAAGCAGUAAGUUUGAGGAGAGUGUGGUUCCUCACACAGGAUCACUGUCCGUCACUGGCCUGCGUCGCUUCAUCAGAGACAACAUUUUUGGGCUCUGUCCGCACAUGACCAAAGAUAAUAAGGAGGUACUAAGGAAGAGGGAUUUACUAACUGCUUACUAUGACUUGGAUUAUCUUCACAACCCAAAAGGCUCCAACUAUUGGAGGAACAGAGUGCUGAAGGUGGCAACUAAGUUCAGUUCUCAGGGCAUGCUGUUCUCAGUGGCGAACCGUAAUGACUUUAUGGAGGAGCUGGAGGAAGAGUUUGGUCUGAGUGCAUCAGAUGGAAAUGAGUUGCCCUUUGUCACCAUCAGGACACGAACAGGAGACAAAUACAGUAUGAGGGAGGAGUUUACACGAGAUGGCAAGUCUCUAGAGAGUUUUCUAGAAGACUAUUUUGCUGGCCGUCUCAAGCGUUACGUCAAAUCCGAGCCUGUUCCUGCCAUAAACAAUGGAGUGGUUAAGGUGGUUGUGGCAGAUACGUUUGAAGAAAUCGUCAAUGACCCAGAAAAAGACGUGCUGAUUGAGUUUUAUGCUCCAUGGUGUGGCCAUUGCAAGAAACUGGAGCCCAAAUACACAGCGCUUGGAGAAAUGCUAUACAGUGAUCCCAAUAUUGUAAUAGCCAAGAUGGAUGCGACUGUCAACGAUGUUCCUGCAGGCUAUGAUGUGCAAGGAUUUCCUACAAUAUAUUUUGCUGCUGCUGGGAGAAAGAGUGAGCCAAAACGAUAUGAGGGAGCUCGUGAAGUGAAGGAUUUUGUCAACUUCCUGAAGCGUGAAGCUACCAAACCUCUUAUUCUCAAUGGAGUCAAGGAAGAACUGUAAGUGAAGGGAAACACUUAAAGAAAAAAAUGAAGACUUUUGCAGGAUUCUGUUCAGCCAUAUACAAACAAUCAUAUCAACUGAACUGGCAGCAGUCGAUUAAUAAAACCAACUGUACAUUAUACAAUGAUCUUAUGUCUACAUGAAAGAUUGAGCUAUUUGUUUAGUUGUUAUUCAUGUUGUUUUUGGUUUGUUGUAUGCGCUUCAUAUUUCCAUUUGUAAAUCUACAUUAAUAAGAUGCUUUUACACGCCACUAUCCAUACCUCAUGUGGAGGGUAAAAUUCAUACUUCAUGCAAUAGAUUGGAUAAUUGAUUAAAACCCUUUUGUUAGGUGUCAGGUCAGGUCAGGUGUCAGGAGACGUUAUCAAUGUCUACAAAUUUUCUACUGAAUUACUAAGAAAGCACUUUUCUUUAUUCUGUAUUCUUAUAUUGUUCCUAAAAGUACAAAUUAUUGUUGCAGGUUGCCUAUGUUUGUUUAUUGACUGCUUUAGUUUGGACUUGAGACGGAUGCAGUUGACAAUGUAAAUGUCCAUUCAUGGUUUUCCCUCAUAUUGCAUUCAUUAUGAUGUAGGUAUUUUGUUUGACAUCUACAUAAAGAGCUUUGUUCAGCAAGUUUGAUACACAAUGAGCAGGCAAUGCAAAACUUUCUAAAAUAAAUUGACUUUGGUCAG
Molecule: messenger RNA, 2245 nt
Organism: Danio rerio (zebrafish)
Lineage: Eukaryota; Metazoa; Chordata; Actinopteri; Cypriniformes; Danionidae
Gene: pdia8
Product: protein disulfide isomerase family A, member 8
Biological process (GO): cell redox homeostasis
Cellular component (GO): melanosome; endoplasmic reticulum lumen; endoplasmic reticulum
Molecular function (GO): protein disulfide isomerase activity
Source: RefSeq, marked validated